Molecule: messenger RNA, 1457 nt
Organism: Fundulus heteroclitus (mummichog)
Lineage: Eukaryota; Metazoa; Chordata; Actinopteri; Cyprinodontiformes; Fundulidae
Gene: ddit4
Product: DNA-damage-inducible transcript 4
Exons: 3
Coding region: 216-893 (225 amino acids)
Biological process (GO): response to hypoxia; apoptotic process; negative regulation of TOR signaling
Cellular component (GO): cytoplasm
Molecular function (GO): 14-3-3 protein binding
Source: RefSeq, a predicted model, not a curated record
GCGCAGCGCAUAUAUAAGCAUUGUUGCGGGGGGGAAACAGACUGCGGAGCUCGGCAGCUGUUGAUAGAACAGGAAGGAGGAGCAGACAGUGGAAGUUUCCAGACAAUAACUCUCCAUAUACCCACUUUAAACAGCAACUGCGGACUUUGACGGCUUUGUCUAUGUUAAAACUCUGAAAUCUGAGACGCAUCUGUUGAGCACAAAAGAGGACAAACAUGCCAGAAGUCUUUGCACCCAUAGAGGCUGGCAGUAUACCUCCGUCCCCGGUGGACAGCAGUCCCAGAAGGCUGUCCUGGGGCAAACUGGUCCAAAGGCUGGCCGAUUUCAGCACCAGCGACAGCAGCAUUGAACCCAGGUCCAACAAUGGCAGCAGGAGUGACCUUUCAGACUCAGGAUCCGAUGUCUCCACUGAUCUGUGUCCCUCCAACGAUGACCUGUUCUUCGACCCGAUGGAGGAGGCCAUCCUGAAAGAAGUCGUGGACAUUAUUGCGCGGAGCCUACGGGAGGCCAAGGACUCGGACUGCGCCUUGAGAUGCACCAAGCUGCUCAUUCCAGAGAAACUCCUGGAGCACAUCGGACAGGAGCUCCUCCACCUGGCGGCUAGCGAGCCCUGCGGUUUGAGAGGGGCCCUCAUCGACCUCUGCGUGGAGCAAGGGGCCGCCUGCGAGAGCAUAGGACAGCUAUCCGUGGACCCCUACCUCGUCCCCACCUUUCAGCUCACUCUGGUGCUGAGGCUAGAGUCGGGCGGCCUGUGGCCAAAGAUCCAAGGACUCUUCAGCUCCAAGUCUCCUUCCACUCCAGCUCCUAGACAAGCACUAAAACUUAGCACUGGGUUCCGCGUGAUCAAGAAGAAACUGUACUCCUCUGAAGGGCUGCUCAUCGAGGAAUGUUGAACGUCUCGAGUUGACAGUAAAAACUCACGGAAGGGCCUUAGAAUUUCAAAUUUGGGAUGCCUUUUUGAAGUAUAAGGAUGGACUUUGUUCCAGUGUAGCCUUUUGUUCCGACUGUAAAGGAGCUGAAGUUUCUGGUACCUAGAGCAUUCGACUCUUAGCCUAAACCAUUGUGCAUCGUUUUGGUUAAACGGGCAUUUUGCAAGUAUUAAAGUGUGAACCUUAGUUUCUGUUGAAACUUUGUCAAGGCAGCUAGCUGUGUUUUAUUUAAAUCUGUGCAGAUUUCUUUUUUUUUUAUUAUUUGUUUUAUUUUUCUACAUAAACAUAUCCAUGAAUAGAACUUGAGACCAUUAUGUUGGGUAUCUUUGGCACUUCCAGAGUUAAAGCCAACCGCUGCUUGUACAUUUGCAAGCUAUGGCUAAGGUUUUGGACCUCCAUUCAGUUCUUUUUAUUUAAAUGUUUGGACAUCCAUGCUUUCAACUUUAUUUGAUAUUCGGAUUCUCACAACUUUGCACUGUUUUUUGUACUUUCAUGAUCACAAAUAAAUCGUUUUUUUAAAUAACAGUC